Molecule: messenger RNA, 1272 nt
Organism: Brugia pahangi
Lineage: Eukaryota; Metazoa; Nematoda; Chromadorea; Rhabditida; Onchocercidae
Source: the annotation of a GenBank genome assembly
AUGAAUGAUCCAUAUGGUGUUUUUAUCAAUUCACGAUCAUCUACAUCAUUGAAUCGUUACAAUGAACGAAAACGUGGUCGAAAUGAACGAAAACGUGAUGAAUUACUGAUGAAUUUAAGUUCAGAAAGUGAUGAUGAAUUUUAUGAUUAUCCUAAAGAUACGGCGAUGGAAAGUGUUUCUGAUCUUACCUCCGAUAGUGACUUUUGUCAACCAAUACCGGUUGUUCGAGGCGCUAACCGCAAUUGGAUAAAUAAGCCUACAAUGAGAACACGAAGAAGCCAAGUACCUUGUGGAAUUGGAGCUCGCGCACGAACACGUUAUGGGUCAUUGCCAAUGAUAACACCGAUUGAUCAUUCAUCGUCCUAUGAAACUGAAACAACAAAUGAGGAUGAUGAUUCUGAAUUUAGCGACCGAAGGCAUCGCUCUCCUCCUCCCUCAUUACUUCGAGGUUUAAGCAUGAUUGAGGAACUAUCACCAAUCAAUGAUGCAUCUGAUGAAAUCCCGAAAGUACCCUCAUUGCAACUGACUAGGAAUUGGCAUCCAUUAGCUACGUCAACAGCAACUUCUAUUGGUUUACCAAAAACAAAUCCUCAUCAUUUGAAAACUAUAUCAACAUCAACUCCUGCAACAUCAGUGUCACCAAGUAGACUUUGUCGGAAUUCUGUUCUCAGCACGUUUAAUAAUAUAAUGUAUGAUACAUUGGAGAGACCUGCAAGUUUUUUUGAAGAGCAAACUCCUCGAAAGGAUUGGAGUCGACCACAGUCAGAAGUUCUUUCUAGUGGCUGCUUGUCGAGUAUAAAUUGGAAAUCAGAUCAUUUUGGACUACCAACGCCGUUUGCUCGUAGAAUUGGUUGCAAAGGUAAACUGGAAUUGACGAUGUCAAUUUCUGGAUGUUAUUUAACUGUUAGUGUUGUACGAGCAGUAUAUUUUCUGGAUCCUGCAAUUUCGCAAGCCUCUUCAUAUGUUCGGAUUGAAAUAAGACCCAAUCCGGUAUACAAUAAACGGAUACGAUCAAGUUCGGAGGAUCGUUUUAGUCAUAAUGCUCAAGAAAAAAGCUUUCGUACUCGUCUUGUACUUCUCAGCAAUCGUCCUCAAUUUCAUGAGAAUUUUACAUUUCAGUUACGGCGAAAUCAUUAUCGUCAUCAUGAUUUAUUAAGCGUUAGUGUAUGGAUUACCAAUGCGGGAAAUUCAGUGCGGAAACAAAUGCUCGGUUGUAUGGCCUUUCCAAUACGACGACUGAUUCGAAAAGCUAAUUUAAUGGUAUGUUCUUGA